Messenger RNA from Oryza sativa Japonica Group (Japanese rice), 3163 nucleotides. Its product is annotated as disease resistance protein Pik-2. Gene Ontology annotation, biological process: defense response to other organism. Lineage: Eukaryota; Viridiplantae; Streptophyta; Magnoliopsida; Poales; Poaceae. The record is from RefSeq and is a predicted model, not a curated record. Gene Ontology annotation, molecular function: ADP binding.
AUGGAGAGCGCGGCGCAGAGCCUCGUAAGCAAUGUGGGGACACUGGUGGGGCAGGAGUUCAACCAGCUGCGCGGCGUCGGCGUGGAGGUGGCUCGCCUUCGGAACGAGCUGGCCACCAUCCACGCCCUCCUCCGGAUGCAGUCGGAGGCCGACGAGGCCGCCGUGGACCACUUCGCCCGCGAGUGGCUGAAGCAGCUGCGCGAGGUGGCCUACGACGCCGAGGACUGCGUCCACCUCUACCACUUCCGCAUCCGGUGCCGCUCCGGCCAGCUAUCCGUCUGGACCAAUUGCAAGCGCCUCCUCACCACCCUCCUCGCUCGCCGCCAGCUCGCCGGCGACAUCAGGGCGCUCCGUGCGCUCGCCUCCUCCAUCAACGAGCAGCAUUGCAGCUACGGGUUCAGCCUCGACUCGCUGCGGCGCAGCACGGCCGAUGCAGCAGCUUUAGGCACCAUGCCGGCAUCGGCGCGUGUCGUCGUCGUCGACGCCGAUGAUCAUGAUGAGUUCGUCGACAACAAUGGCCAAGCUACGGAGCUAGCCAACAAGGUGAGUGCACUAAGAGAGGGAGUUGACGAUGACAAGAAGCGCAGGGUGUUCUCCAUCGUGGGGUUCGGAGGGCUCGGGAAGACGAUGCUGGCGAGGGAGGUGUGUCGGCGGCUGGAGACGGUGUUUCACUUCCAAGCGCAGGUGGCCGUGUCGCAGACAUUCAGCGGCAAGGACCUUCAGGGAUUGCUCAGGCGCGUUCUUCGGCAGAUCACGCAGCCUAUCGUCGACCGAGAGACUGUAGACGACGCAGAGAUCACCCAGCUGCAAGCGGCUGCGGCUAGCUCGCAGCCUAAUGUUAAUAUCGACACCAUGGAUGUCGACGACCUGGCAACCGAGCUCAAAAAGAGGCUCGACAACAAGAGGUACCUCAUUUUGAUCGAUGAUGUAUGGAGCAUAGCAGCUUGGGAUGCGAUCCGGUCCAAGUUACCAGUCACAGACAGCAAUUGCGGCAGCAGAAUCAUAGUUACCACUCGUAUACAUACCGUGGCAAAAGCAUGCAGUGCUGCUAGUGAUUACAUCCAUCAUAUGAAGAAGCUAGACGAUACAGAAUCCAAGCAGUUGUUCAUCAGCAAAGCAUUUGGCUCUAAAAGUCCUUGCCCUGAUGAUUUGAAAGAUGCAAUGGAAAGUAUCCUAAAAAAAUGUAGUGGGCUACCAUUGGCCAUUGUUAGCAUUGCCAGCCUAUUGGCAAACUAUAAACCUCCAGAAGGCAAAGAAAUGUGGGAAACAAUUAAGAACUCAAUUGGUUCACAGAUGGAAAACAACCCUACCCUCGAGGGGAUGAGGCAAAUACUCACACUGAGUUAUAACCACCUACCUCAUCACCUCAAGGCUUGCAUGAUGUAUCUUAGCAUUUUCCCGGAGGAUUAUAUGAUCGCCAAGGAUCGACUGUUGAAGAGAUGGAUCUCCGAAGGAUUGAUUGUUGAGAAGCGGGGAUUGUGCCAGAUGGAUCUUGCGGAAGGCUACUUUAAUGAGCUAGUGAGUAGGAAUAUGGUUGACAUGGUGAUCAGUAAGGCCACUUUUAAUUUGCAUCAAGGGAUCAGAGAAGACCAGUUCCGAGUGCAUGAUAUGAUGCUUGAGAUACUGGUGUCCAAAUCCCUAGAGUCUAACUUUGUUAGCCUAGUAGGUGGGCAGUAUGAAGGGAUGUCUUAUACUGAUCACACAAUUCGCCGUCUCUCCAUACAUGGUGGAGUAGAGGCAGGAAAGGACCCUUCUUCAUCAUCUAAAAAGAUGGCAGCGCAUCGUGGCACGGGGGGAGAUAGCAUAAAGGGAAUGAUGAUGCAACAUGUCCGAUCACUAAGCAUAUUUGAUCCUGAAGCGCACAACAUUCUUUCUCGGCUAGGCGAGUUCACCCUGCUAAGGGUACUUGAUCUAGAAGACUGCACUGGCCUAACAAACAAGCAUAUGAGUUGUAUCUGCCGGAUGUACCUUCUAAGGUUCUUGAGCUUGAGAGGUACAGAUGUCAAGGUGAUGCCAUCAAGAAUUGGUGAUCUCGAGCAUUUGCAGAUGCUUGAUGUACGUCAAACACAGCUCAAGGAUCUGCCAAAAUCAGUUACAAAGCUAGAGAAGCUGGAGCACCUGCUAUUCUUUGACCAGGGUGAUUCUGGUUGGAUGCUGCCCCAAGGGAUCAACAAAAUGAAGGCACUACGCCAGUUAAAAAAAGCAGCUGUGGUAUUUGAUGCCAAGGUCGCUGAGGAGAUUGGUGCACUGGGUCAAUUGCAAGAGCUAGCUAUCUUUGUCGACACGGGAAAGAAAAUGAAUAAUGGUGUCGUCAAAAAGCUUGCCAGCUCCCUGAGCAAGAUGUACUCCCUGCGAUGGCUCGACAUCGGCAAUCUUGAUGCCGGUAAAUGGCCUUUUGCUCCAAUAAUGGAAUUUCUACAUGAUAUAGAGCCACCACCACAACUGCUCCGGUACCUUAGGAUCUGUGGGCACAUGGACAGGUUGCCUGACUGGGUAGAGUCACUCCAUGAUCUUGUUGAAUUGCAGUUACGGUGGACGCACGUUGAUGGUUUCCAACUAUUCAACGUCCUCUGUAAGUUGCCCAACCUGAAGAGGCUAUUCCUGGGAAUUUACUUUAUUCACGGAAAACAUAUGGUUGUGCACAGUAGCCAGCACUUUCGGGAGCUCAAGGAACUGAUUCUGGGUUAUACUCCUAGUAGUUGUGAUGUUUACGAAUUUGAGGAAGGAUCCAUGCCAAAUGUGGAGAGGCUAGUUGUGUAUUUCGGCGACCAAACUAAAAAAAUUGUUGGCAUUGAGCACUUCAAGAAACUUAAAGAGGUUGAAUAUAUUGGUUCGAAAGACAAUUUGAGACCUGUACUAGAGCCGGUAGAGCAGAUGAAUAACAAGCGAGACGUGUCCCAACGGAUAACAAUUAAAGUGAGGUAUGACUGGUAAUGUAUAUUUCUCUUUUCCAGAUUAAACGCUUUAGUGAGCCUAUGUCUCCACUCUAGACCCAGUGCAUUUACGGGUCUGUGAUUGAUCCACGCCAACCCGUUAAAGGGCCACAUGUCAAUUUGCACAACUUGUUACAUACAUAUCUAUUUGGGUUUUUUUGAGGCAAUCUAUUUGGGUUUCCCACGAUAGCUAUUUGCACAUCUUUGUAUAGUCGUUUAAAGGCUAUAUA